AUGGCGCCUCACGUUGAAGAAGAAUUCAUCACGGCCAGCGUGACGAGCGCUGCCAAGAAAGAGAAGAUCCCAGAGACAAACGAAUUCCUCAGCAAUGGCACCAACGGACACAGGGCAGAAGAGUUCUGGUACCCUCCCUACGUGCCAAAAGAUGCCACUUACCGUGUCCUUCCCCAAUACCACUCCAAACCUACCAAGAUCCGUACCAUCUGCAUUGGUGCUGGCGCCACUGGGAUUGCCUUGGCAUAUAAGAUGGAGAGGAUGCUUGAAGAAGGCUCCUGGGAACUGACUCUCUACGACAAGAACCCUCACUUUGGCGGUACAUGGUAUGAGAAUACCUACCCCGGAGUAGCAUGUGAUAUCCCUUCUCACCUCUACAACUACUCAUGGGACCCCAAACCAGACUGGUCGCGAUACUACGCCCCCGGCGACGAGAUCCAGAAGUACUUUGAGAACUUUGUCGAGAAACAUGGCACCAAGAAAUACAUGAAGCUCAACACCAAGGUGAUUGAGGCCAAGUGGGAAGAGGACAAGGGCAUGUGGAGCGUCACCCUCGAGGACCAAGCCUCCAAGGGCACAUGGCAGGACUGGUGCCACGUCCUGAUCAACGGCACCGGCAUCCUCAACAGCUGGAAGUGGCCGGACAUCCCCGGCCUCGACGACUUCGAGGGCCCCAAGAUGCACUCUGCCGCCUGGGACCACUCUGUUGACUUCAAGGGCAAGACUGUUGGCGUCAUCGGCACGGGCAGCACGAGCGUGCAGAUUGUGCCGGCGCUGCAGCCAAUCGCCAAGGAUCUCAAGGUCUUCAUGCGGUCCAGCACCUGGAUCAGCCCGCCAUUUGGAGGGGGCGUCCUCGAGAAGGAGCUGAGGAAGGGCGAAGGUGGCGAUCAGCCGGGAAAUCGCCAGUACUUCUUCACGGAGGAGGACAAGCAGAGGUUCCGGGACGAUCCAGCCUACCACCUCGAGUUCCGCAAGCGCAUCGAGGCAGAGAUCAACUCUCUCUUCGGCAUGUACCAGCAGAACUCGGAGAUGAACAAUGCGUUCCGACAGGUAAUCACCGACGAGAUGAACCGCCGCAUGGGGCCCGGGCACGACAAGCUCAAGGAGUUCAUCAUCCCCAAGUGGUCGCCCGGGUGCCGAAGAAUCUCUCCCGGGGAUGGGUACCUGGAGGCCCUGGUCCAGCCCAACGUCGAGCCCGUGUACGGCGGCAUUGAGAAGAUUGUCAAGGAGGGUGUGGUUGGAGAGGACGGGACGCUGCACAAGAUUGACAUCUUGGUAUGCGCGACGGGCUUCAAUGUCGCCUUCAGACCCCGGUUCAGACUUAUCAAUGGCGCGGGAAAGACGCUGGAUCAGGAUUGGGAUGCACUGUCGACUGGUGGUGUGAAUCUCUACCUGGGAACCAGCGCGCCGAGGUUCCCCAACUACCACGUUAUAGUUGGUCCGGGUGCGACAUGGAGCUCUGGGACGUUGCUGCCCUCGAUCGAGACGACUAUCGAGUACGCGGUCAAGAUGAUGAGGAAGAUCCAGCACGAGAACAUCCGCUCCAUCAGCGUCAAGCAGGAGGCGCUCGAUGACAUCUACGCCCACUUCGACGAGUUCCACAAGACGACCGUCUUCCAGGAGGAAUGCCGGAGUUGGUUCAAGGACGGCAAGAUGAAGCAGAGGAUUUACUUGUGGCCUGGAUCCACCAUCCACUUCCUCAAGUCAAUCAAGGAACCGCGAUAUGAAGAUUACGACAUCAAGUAUCGGUUCGGCAACCGGUUCGCCUUCCUUGGCAAUGGAGAGGUCAAGGCCAAUCUGACCAACGACUGGGAGGGGCUGAGCACGUAUGUGAGGGGGAACGACAAUGACUGGAACGUGGACUGA
Clonostachys rhizophaga is the source of this 1866-nucleotide messenger RNA. Lineage: Eukaryota; Fungi; Ascomycota; Sordariomycetes; Hypocreales; Bionectriaceae. The record is from the annotation of a GenBank genome assembly.